CAUCUUCGCCCGAGUCCCGAGAUAUUUUCCGUGCCACCCGCCUCCCCGAUCCCCCGUUAUAUAUACAGCCUGGCCGCCUCCGCCGCUUUCCCUCGUUCGUCGCCAUCACCUCACCACCGUCCCACGCCGGGUACCUGCCGUACGGGUGAUCCUCUAGCUAGCACCAGCGCUCGAGGAGAAGCUGAAGGAAGGAGGUCGAAGCGCCCAGAGAUUUUGGUAGGCUAGUGUUGCUUGGCUACCAUAAACUAGUUGGGUUGGCGCCCCAAGGCGAUCAGCGGGGCGCAGGGGAGGAGGAUGCAGUCGUCGUCGCAGGCGAGGUCGUCGUCGUACUACGCCGUGCUCGGCGUCCACCCGGGCGCCUCCGCCACCGAGAUACGAAGCGCCUACCACCGCCUGGCCAUGAGGUGGCACCCGGACAAGAUCGCCAGCGGCCGCGCGGCGGACCCGGCGCGCGCGGAGGAGGCCAAGGCCAUGUUCCAGCAGAUACACGAGGCCUACCAAGUGCUGUCGGACGAGAAGAGGAGGGCGCUCUACGACGCCGGGAUGUACCACCCGCUCGACGACGACCAGGAGGACGUGGAGGGAUUCCAUGACUUCCUUCAGGAGAUGAUCUCGCUCAUGGCCACCGUGGGGAGGGAGGAGCCCGUGUACAGCCUGGGUGAGCUCCAAUCCAUGCUGGACGGGAUGAUCCAGGAUUUCGCCGCCCCUCAUCAACCCGAGCCCACCGCCUUCUUCACCGGCGGCGCGUCGCAGUUGUUCGCCGAACCGAGCGGCGCGGAGCAGAGCAGCCCUUCCGCGCGCAUGCAUCCCCAGGGGAUCGGCGACUCGGCGUGCUUCAGCCGGACGGCUUUCUCUCGGUGACGGCUUGACCGCUCGAGAGCUGAAUCUGCACCCGCCUGCCGGCUGGACACACGUUCAGAGAUCAGGAAAGCAUCAGCUUUUGCACUCGUGCAAGGACAAAUCAAUUGGGAUGUGCAGUGCAGCUCCUGGAAUGGUCGACGCAGAGGCCAAUAAGUGACCCGAUUGUCCAUUGCUUCCUUUUUUUGGGGAGGGGGUGGAAAGAUUUUAGGACAAGAGGGGUAGAGCCUUGCCACUCGUGCCAACUAAUAAAAGGAUCUUUGUUUGCGUUUUCUGUUGGGGUAGGUGUUUCCUCACAAGCAUCAACGCUGUACAUAUGGCGAAAGAUCAAGAAUUGAUGUUGCCUUUUGUGUA
This is a messenger RNA of Setaria italica (foxtail millet), 1212 nucleotides long. Its product is annotated as chaperone protein dnaJ 6. The transcript is spliced from 5 exons. NCBI's taxonomy places the organism in Eukaryota, Viridiplantae, Streptophyta, Magnoliopsida, Poales, Poaceae. Bases 295 to 861 code for a protein of 188 amino acids. The record is from RefSeq and is a predicted model, not a curated record.